AAAUGAUAGAAUUCAGAUGUGCCAGUUAUGAAGUUGAAUCAACCAGACGGACGUCAUGUCAUUGGAUUUAAACUAGCUAACUCACUUUCAGCGUCAAAACAACCGGCAGCAUCAGGUUCAUGUAGCUGGCGAUCUUAACAAGGCCAUGGCAGAAGUUCAAGAAUAGAGUAGCUUAACUGGAGUAGUUAACUUACUAGCUUGUGGUUUCUACAAAACAUGAUGGGAAGUUACACAUUAACGUUAGCUCUUCUUUCUUUGGGACUGUGGCGACUAUCAUGGGCCUGCUUAAGGUGAUUCUGUAGUUUAGUUUCUGUCUCGUUUGAGGUUGAAUGAGGGAGUAGAAAUGGAUGAUGUGAUCUGCCUCAGCUCCGACAGUGACAAAGACGACUCCGAUGUGGAAAUCGUCGGCUCCUACUGUAACCUUAUGACCAAAGGUGAUCCACUGCCCCUCACAGCGGUGAGAGUAGACGUUGACGCCGUGAACGUCAAUGUCCCAAAGCGUUUUAUUGACCUCACAGAUCCAAAGUGGACCCUUCCGGAGCUGAAGAUGCGUAAGAGAGGAAAUUCUACUGUACUACCAGUGGUAGACUUGACUGAGAGCGACAUAGCAAAUGGGACAGAACAGGAGACAGAUCAUUUUCCACCGGAUGACUGUCAAGUGAAAAAAGAAACUACAAAUAAAAAUCAAACUUCAAACAAACAUGAUUUUAAAUUGCAGGAAAGCUCCUCAGGAGACCCAACUGCAUUUGCACUACAGCGGGACUGUGGUGACCUAAAGCCAAAUCAGAGAUGUUUGGAUUCUCAAACCCAACACCAAAAGCAGACAGACAGAGCACAUCAUUUCGCACCAGCUGUAAAAUUAAGACGAUUGCCUUUUCUUGAAACACAUGUCACAGAACUGCAAAUGUCAAGUUGUUCUGUCCAUUUAACCGAAGAUUGUAACCAAAUGUCACUGCACCUCAGGCAACUAGACAAUAACAAUGACUCACCAGAAUGCAUUAGUAAUUUAAGGACAACUACCGCAUCCAGUGGUCCUCACAUGGAGCCUACACUAGAUGAGUCUCCUCCUAAGGUGGUAGAAACUCUUAUCAGUCAGGGACAACAAGAGAACAAUAAUGAAUUUACGAGCACACUGUUAAAUGCUAAAACAUCUCGGCGUCGGCAGAGCCCAGCUGACUCUCCCCGCUCGAAUACAGGAAACUCUGUUGCAGCUUCAAAGGAGCACAGCGUUCCUGAAGACGAGAGGGAUGACUUUUGCCCAUCUAUGCUCAUCCCAUCUCCAACUUCUCAAGAUAAAGCGUGUGGUUCCAUACAAGGAAAAGUCCUCUGCUCCAACCCGGAACAAAUGGAAUUGGAUAAAGCACAUUCUAGACAAAGCCAUCACUCUGAUCACUCAUUUGCCCACCCUCCUUCAAUCGGACUGAACAAUUCUGAGCCUUAUGUCCUCGACACUCUGUCCAACACAAGUCCCCUAUCUCCUAACCUCAUGAGCCAAGUUGACCCAGAACCCACCUCUGAACAUACACUAACUGAGAAUACGUCUGAAUGGCAUUCGGAGGAGGUUAGGAAUGACGAGGCCUCAAACAGCCCCGACCUCUUGCGUUGUAGCAUCCCUAGUGAACCUGCAUCGUCAGUGUCUGAAACUGAGGACUUGGAUGACAGAUCCGGGACAUAUAGAGGGGAUCUGGGAAUUGACAGUCCAGUGUCUUUUCUUUGGCAAGAGGGGAGUGAUGGAGAACUAGUGAAUGAAGAAAGCAGAUUUGACAUGGACUUCAGGGCAGCCAGUACAGAGGACAGGGGUUUUGUGUGCCCCGUUAUACUCAGGAAAGUAAUGUCUGGACCUGCUCAAGCCCUGAUUGAUGCGGAAGAUGAAGGUUUUGGAACUCCUGAGGUGCUAUGUCGUCAGAGCCUGAGCCUGGUUUACAGUACCAUUGAUGAGAACUACCCAGAGGGCACGUUGCAGCUCUUGACUGACCUACUACAGCCUGGUUACUAUCCCCCCAGAGAUAUCACCUUCCACCUGCUGCGUGGCAUUCUGCUUGACCCACAGUGUCCUUAUCACCUGUGUGUGCAGGCCUUUAAUCUGCUGAUGAGGACACAGAGACACCACAUGGCUGAUAAAAGUGCAGUUCCAUGGGACUGGGAGUUGUUGACCUCAGUUAUUACCAAUCAGGACCAUACAAAGAGACAUCGCUGUGAGGUUGUGCGCAUGCUCCUGGAGUACGUUGUGCAGACUUUGGAGGAUGAUUUCCAGGCCAAACGUUCGAUCUCUGCCCUCCAUCUCUCCAUCGCCAAGGCAACAUUGUCAUGUGAUCAGCAAUUCCCUCGUGUCAGAGAUGUCAUCAAAUGGCUCUUUUCUGCCAUUAUGAAAUCAUCAGAGCAUGAAGAGAGUGGAGAAGCAGCCAGAGAGAGAGAUGAACAAAUCAGAAUGGUGUCCAUCUUCCAGAGGAUGCUGUCCUUGGCUCUGGAGGUGGACCGUUCUCCAGCUCUAAGCUCUGCUAAGCUGUCGCAGGAGCUCUUCCAUAUGCUCAUCGGCAAUAUACCUCUACGAGCACACAGGAUGUUGUUGCUGGAGAGCCUACAGAGCAAGCUGCUGAGAUGUAAGCUGUUGGAACAUCUGUUAGACUACGCAUGCCCACUGAAAAUCUCUCUGCCCAUGUCGCUCCGUCUUCUGCUUCACUUUCUGAAGAACUGCACUCUGGCACUAGACCCUACGGAUGGUACUGAAAGAUGGCUGAGAUGGGAAGAGUUGGUCCAUCUCCUCUGGAUGUUGCUGCUCAGCUACAACAAAGCAAUGAAAGGUUAUCUGUGCAGCUCAGUCACUGAACAAAGAGGUAGAGUUGGCACCUUGGUCUACAAGCCGGAUGAUAUGUUAUCCAAGGCCUCCGUUCGCGAAGCUGUGGAGGCCUUCCUGUCCAGAGCGCAGGCUGACCUUGGCCAAGCCUUGCCUCUCCAUGUGGAAGAGUCCCUCACUUAUCUACAGGAUCACCUGCUAGAUGUCUGUCAGUGUUGAAUAAAAAAAAUAGUUAAACUUUUUUCUUAUAAUGCAUUGUAUUAAUUUAAUGUUAAUAUUUAUAUUUCAGCUUGAGUUGACUUUUUGUAUUUUAAAUAAAGGCUGGGUCUUGUGAAGUAAAAAUUUA
This is a messenger RNA of Micropterus dolomieu (smallmouth bass), 3140 nucleotides long. It is a transcript of the gene simc1, whose product is annotated as SUMO interacting motifs containing 1. The transcript has 10 exons. The record is from RefSeq and is a predicted model, not a curated record. NCBI's taxonomy places the organism in Eukaryota, Metazoa, Chordata, Actinopteri, Centrarchiformes, Centrarchidae. The coding region runs from base 344 to 3013 and encodes 889 amino acids.